Durio zibethinus is the source of this 2526-nucleotide messenger RNA. RefSeq lists its product as uncharacterized. Gene Ontology annotation, molecular function: DNA-3-methyladenine glycosylase activity. Gene Ontology annotation, biological process: base-excision repair. The record is from RefSeq and is a predicted model, not a curated record. NCBI's taxonomy places the organism in Eukaryota, Viridiplantae, Streptophyta, Magnoliopsida, Malvales, Malvaceae.
CAUUGUUCUUUACUUCCCUGUAAAUUAUAGAUAUAGUGACGUAGAGAGCGAAAUUCAAUUCUCAUAGAUCAAACCCAUUUUUUUUGGUUUAUCUUCAAGUCUCCGGUCGAGUUUUCUCAGUCACUUUCCCGCAUUUUCUUGGGAAAAUAAAGAGAAAAAAAGUAUGGAAUUGACAGCAAAUGUGUCAGCUUUUUUCUUAAGACAGUGACAGAAACCGAACGACACAGUUUCAUAAACAAAUACUACAAAACCUUUUUCUUUUCAGGGUUUUCGAGCUGAUUUUUGAAGACUUUGAGGAUGGAGGAAAUGAGGGUUUCUGCGAGGUGUGUUUCCGAUGGUAAUGAGAGAGAGCUUAGAGUGAUAGAAUUGUAAAUUUUAGGAAAGUUUUGUAGGGUGAAAAGCUAGAUCUAUUUUGAGUUUUCAAAGGACUACUUUGAUGAAUGUGUGUACUGUAAGUUCAAAAUACCUCCGCAAUUGUUGAAGUGGUUUAAGGUUUGUAUUUAUGAGGAUUGUGAUGAUUCUACUGGAUUUUAUUAGUGGGUUUUUAUGAUUUUGAGGAUUGAAUAGGCAAUGUUGAGGAUUGGAGUGAAGCAAAGAGCUGGUAAAGUGAGAACUUAGGACUGCUUUGAGGUUAAAAAAAGCCGAGAUCUUGAUAAUUAGUGUUUAUUUGAAAGAUUUCUUAAUCUAUGUCCAGUGCUCCGAGAUUGAGGUCAAUGAAUGUGGCUGAUUCUGAGGCAAGGCCCGUACUGGGACCUGCGGGGAACCAGGCGGGUUCAUUGGGUGCAAGAAAACCAGCUUCAAAGCCUUUGACAAAGGUUGAAAAGUGUCCAGUUAAGGUCACUUUAGCAGAGGAGAAAAGAGUCGUUCCAUCAUCUACUGUUAGUUCACUUUCUCCAAAAACACAUUCUGUUAGUGUUCCUUCAGUGCUUCGUCGGCAUGAGCAGUUGUUACUUUCUAAUUUAUCACUAAAUGCUUCGUGUUCAUCGGAUGCUUCCACGGAUUCAUUUCACAGUCGAGCAUCUACUGGUAGGUUAAUUCGGUCAAAUAGUGUAGAAAGCAGGAGGAAGCCAUAUGCAUCAAAGCCGAGAAGCGUUGUUUCUGAUGGUGGUUUGGAUUCGCCACCUGAUGGUUCACAUCAGAAGAAGAGAUGUGCGUGGGUGACACCAAAUACAGAUCCAAGUUAUGCUGCUUUCCAUGAUGAAGAGUGGGGGGUUCCUGUACAUGAUGACAAGAAAUUGUUUGAGUUGCUUGUACUUUCGGGUGCAUUGUCUGAACUUACAUGGCCUGCUAUGCUAAGCAAAAGGCACAUAUUUAGGGAAGUUUUUGUGGAUUUUGAUCCUGUUGCUGUAUCAAAAUUGAAUGAGAAGAAGUUAAUAGCAACUGGUAGCAUGGCAAGUUCUUUGUUAUCUGAAUUAAAGCUGCGAGCUAUAAUUGAGAAUGCACGCCAAAUAUCUAAGGUUAUAGAUGAGUUUGGGUCAUUUGAUGAAUAUAUUUGGAGUUUUGUUAACCACAAGCCUAUAGUUAGCAGAUUCAGAUAUCCUCGCCAGGUUCCAGUUAAAACUCCAAAAGCUGAUGUCAUAAGCAAAGAUCUGGUAAGAAGGGGUUUUCGAAGUGUGGGGCCCACAGUCAUCUACUCGUUCAUGCAAGUGGUGGGAAUAACAAACGACCAUCUCACAGGUUGUUUCAGAUUCCAGGAAUGUAUAACAGCAUCAGAAGGAAAAGAAGAAAAUGGGAUCAAAGAUAUGGCAGAAGAGAAAAGAACCGAUAAUGUUAAUGUGAUCGAAUCGGAAUUAUCCAUAGCUAUUGAUGAAUUGAGUUUCUCCUCAGAAUAAUGUUGGUCUCCUGGCAGAUGGCACUCCAGGUUCAAUCAUCAGCUUAGCACAUUUACUGAUUCACUACUCUUACUUUUGGGUGAUAAUGAAGGUCGGUAUGUAUAAAAUUUUCAUGAAUACUAGUGCAUCAUGAAUUUGCUGGAUUGUAGAUUUCUAAAAAGUAAAUUAAAAUUAACCGGUGAAUGAGCUGUUGAUGGGGUCUGUUUGUCAUAGAAGUCUUAAAAUAUGAUGUACAAUUUUUUUUUUUUUGGUAUAGUUGAAAAGGUUAGUAAUUAGAGAACAUCUUUUAUAAAGUAGACAUCGCCAUCAGGAGCUUCAGGCUGUCGCCACCAUUCUGGAUCAUUACGCUAUGGUUGAGGUUGGAUAAUUUAAGUGUUAACCCUGUAGGUUGCUGGACAGCUAAAACCUAGACUGACAACUGACAAUAUCCAUUUGCUUUAAAUGGAUGGCAAUUAUGGGUUUAGGAGCAAAAUUUGUGUCCUAAGCGAGGGGGGACUUCAUCUUACAAGACAUGCUUGUUCUGUUGGACCCAGUAUUUGCCAAUGUUGUAGGGUUCCUCUGUUUCCUUCUUGUACUGAGAUAUAAUGGCUUGAUGGAUGCUUUGUCUGAAAAAGCCUAGAAAAUUUCAAGCUGUACUUUGCAUUAGAUCCGGACGGUAACCGGUAGAUGCUUUCUUAGAAAUUUGAAGUCUCUU